AGCGCGCGGGCUGCUCCCCUGCGGCGGGCACAGCGCGAGGCGCCGCGAGCUCGCCGGCCGCCGGGCAGGCUCGCGCUCUGGCCGCCUCCGCCGCCGCCAUGUCCGCCAUCAUCGAGCAGGAGUUCCAGGAGAUCGAUGGCACCAACGACUGGCAGGCGCGCUAUCUGGAAAUUCGGCAUAAAUCCAGUGACUACCCUCAUAGAGUUGCAAAAUACCCAGAAAACAGAAAUCGAAACAGAUACAGAGAUGUUAGUCCAUAUGAUCAUAGUCGUGUAAAACUGCAGAACACCGAGAAUGACUACAUCAAUGCCAGCCUAGUGGUCAUAGAAGAAGCUCAGAGAUACUAUAUUUUAACACAGGGUCCACUACCUAAUACAUGUUGUCAUUUUUGGCUAAUGGUAUGGCAACAACAAACCAAAGCAGUUGUCAUGCUGAACAGAAUUGUCGAAAAAGAAUCGGUGAAGUGUGCACAGUACUGGCCAACAAAAGAAGAGGAAGUUAUGACAUUCAGUGAAACAGGGUUCCGUGUGAGGCUAGUAUCGGAAGACGUCAAAUCCUAUUACACAGUACAUCUACUGCAAUUAGAAAAUAUCAACGUAAGCUUUUCUCUGCCGAGUGGUGAGUCCAGGAUGAUAUUUCAUUUUCAUUAUACUACAUGGCCAGACUUUGGAGUUCCUGAGUCCCCAGCUUCAUUCCUGAACUUCCUGUUUAAAGUCAGAGAGUCUGGCUCCCUGAGUUCUGAACACGGACCUGCAGUAGUUCACUGCAGUGCAGGGAUAGGACGUUCUGGCACGUUUUCUUUAGUAGACACUUGUCUUGUUCUGAUGGAGAAAAAAGACCCAUUUUCUGUAGAUAUUAAGAAGGUAUUACUGGAUAUGAGAAAAUAUCGAAUGGGACUUAUUCAGACUCCUGAUCAACUAAGAUUUUCAUAUAUGGCUGUAAUAGAAGGAGCAAAAUUUAUAAUGGGGGAUUCAACUAUACAGAAACGGUGGAAGGAGCUCUCUAAGGAGGACCAAGCACCAACUUCUGAGCAGUCUCCUCCACACCCAACCAAAAUAACCAUGGAGAAGUACAAUGGGAACAGCAUAGCCCUGGAGAGCAAAGAUCAUAUGGAGAAAAUAAAUGCUGACCUGUCCACUAAAGUUCAAGAUAUCGCAGGUGAAAACAUCGAAAGUGCUGUCCGAAAACGACUGCGAGAGGAUCGAAAAGCUAAUACAGCACAGAAGCUGCAGCAGAUGAAGCAGAAGCUAAAUGAGACUGAAAGAAAAAGAAAAAGGUGGUUAUAUUGGAAACCUAUUCUCACUAAGAUUGGGUUUGGUACACUGAUUUUAGUUGGCGCUUUUUUUUGCUGGAAAAUAUAUUUUCAAGAACAUUCCUUGUAAGUAGACAGUAAGCCUGUCUACUUCAGCAGCUAAUUUUGCUGAAAGUUAAUGACUAGGGGUGUCACUUUAAGCAGUAAACUCCUUACACAUGGAGUGGGUACAGACUGUUACAUACAAUAGAGAAGUGAUGUAAACUUGAUCACAUGUCAACAUCUCAGGACUUUCCACUGCAGGUACUUACAAAAAUGAACUGCUGCCCCCCAAAAGAGUUGAUGUUUUUUGUUUAUAUGAGCAGGUACAAACUUGCUGCAACUGUUUAUACACUUUUUAAAAUGGUAUUCUACUGGAUCAUAAGCAAACUCUGAACCACAGAGGUUUAGCUACUGAAGGCUGCCUGGAUUUAAAUUUACAUGCCUGACAUAAGCAAUAAACAGUGUUGUAUCAUUUACAUUAUUAAUGCAAAGAAGUUAUCCUUAAAUGUGUGUAAUGUGUAAUGUAUUAGUGACAUGAACAUAAACAUUUUAUAUUCUUACAACCUAGGAUAAAUAUAUUUUAUAAUUGCAUAUUUAAUCUUUUUGUAGUUCACUGUACUUUUAAAAGCUCAGUUUGUACAAAUUUCUGAUCAAAAAGAAUUUGAUUUUGAAACUAAAUGUAAUUAUAAUUUGUGCAUGAAAAUAAUAGUGCAACCAUUCCCCAUAUUUUGACUCUCAAAUUUAUGAUGUGAGCAGCCAGGGGUCUGAUGAAGCACUUACCCAUUUCUGCUCUGUUGAUUUGCAUUCCUUAUUUAUUUUUUGUAGUUGUCAUUAUUUAAGUAAGGCUUGGAAAAUUUGAUAUAUUUUUUUUUAAGGCUUUUGAGAACUUAGCCCCCCUGGAAAGCAUACUGUUCAGUUGAUUAAUGUAUUCAGACUUCAACUGCUGUUUGAAGGCCAACAUUGUUAAAGUUCUGACAUUCCAUUAAAUGUGAAUCAUUGUUUUGUGUGUCUAUAGAUGUUGAUUGCUAGAAAGAGUAAAAUUCAUUCCUCAGUAAUAGGUGUAGAAAGCAAAUCAAAGGAAACUAUAGUUUGACUUCCUAGGGUGGUAUUAAUAGGAAACAAAUGUUGGUAGUAUUCUCCCAUAGCCAGUAUAUUCAGCUGUGUAAGCCACUUCACAAAGUCUAGAAUUGCUUUUCAGGUUCCCCAGCACUGUAUCAAAGAGGCACGACUUAAAACACUUAAUGACCAAUACUUUGGGAAUACCUACGCUGCAGUCACUUUAAAGUUACAGAGCAGUCCCAUUCCAUUAGUUAAACAGUAACACUUUCUAAACAGUAAGUCAAUACAAAUCACUUUCUGUGAUUUCUGUCUUUAAAUUCUCUUUGAAUGCAGAGACUGUAUGUGGCUUUAUGUAGCUUGCUGUCAGCCAAGUUGAGGCCUGGAUUUUAUUUAUUCAAGUAUUGCCUUGUUGGGUGACUUCAGAGAAGUCGUGUUUUCUCUCUUCAUUUUUCUAGCUUGUUUUAUGCUGGGUGUUUGGGUUUGGUGGGGUUUCUCCCACACACACACACCCACCCUUUGGGCCUUUUGUAAAGUACUGAUUGGAUUGACUGCUGAAAAAUACUAAAAGAGCUACAUAAUUAUUUUGCUCCUUCUCCAAAGGAUUUAACUUGAAAGGUUUCCAGGGCACACAAGCUUAGUAGUAGCAUACCAGGCAUGGGGCCCAAAUAGUGUGACGUUUACUACGCAAAGCUAAGUUGAGUUUACUCUUUUAAAUUCUCAUUUCACAAUAGCUAAUACUAUUUUGGACUGCACUGUUUAUAUAGUAAACACAUGCUUAAGGAUUCAGAUAAGCAAAACGAGUGUAGUUUCUUGGAACAUACGGUUCUGAAUUUGGGAAAUGGUGUGUUAGUAAAUGAGUACAAUUUGUCCUGUGGCUUUACUAACCAACUAUGCAGCUCUAAUAGCAAAAUGACUUACUGAUGGCUGUGACUCAGUACAGGCAGGCAGCUUACGUAUUUAAGACAUUUCAUAAUAGUUACUGUGGCAAAAGAUUCUUCUUUUUUUUUAAGUUGGGAAGACAGGUUUUUCUGUGUCAGCUAUAACUGAUAGUAGGUGUAGAUGUAUGUGCCUUAUAAAAGAUACUAUAGUUGUGAAAAAACACAUGGAAUGUAAUUGAAUGUUUUUAUAACAGAAAUAUUCCAGAUUCUAUGCUAAAUACUUCAAAGCAACUAAGGAAAAGGUGCAGGCAAAACCUUCACUGAGCACACACUGUCUAUUAUUGCCUUUCUGUUUGCAUGAGAAAAAUUUCCUGGGCCACCAGUAUCCUACACUGAGCUCUAACUGUGGCUUGUCAACUUGUCACUUGAAUCUCUUCCUGAUUCCAUUUUCUAAAUCCUGGCUUUUUUGAUCUCUUGAUCCUGAGCAGGCAUUCUUAUUUUGUGGGAGGGACAGGGCAGGAGGGUACCAUCUUACAUCAUCUUGCACUUCUUGAUGAAAUAAAGCAGGACUUGCACAUUCAACAGUUGAUCUGUAAAAAAUUGGUUUGGUUCCAUGAUCUAUUGAGAAUCUUAACUGUUAAGAAUUUAAGAACUAUGAACCAAUACAAGUUUUCAACAAUAUUACUUUGUACAGUGAAUUGUCCAUGACAGUAUGGGUUUGAGCAGAGACACUAAGCAUUAGAUCCUUUAGUACAUUCUAGGAGAUAAUUUGGAUAAAACUCUUUAUUCUGUGUCUGUCAGUAAUCCUUAACAACCAACAUCUGGAAGAAGCUAGUUCUCUUUUCUGCAAGCUGAGUCCAUGUGAUAAUUUGUUAUUCUGCAAGAUUAAACUUGCAGCAGUUUUACACAACUUGGAUGUUAAGUAAGAACAGACACAGGUCAAAAUGAGGAACUGUUGGUUCCAGUGACCUUUGUUGUAGGAAAUGCUUGAAGAAAGAGUAAAACUGAAGGAUGUGCCUUCUGACCCCUCUCCUGCCCACUCCUCCCCCAAGUUCUGACAAGCUUCUGGCUGGUCCUGUGCUGCUUCUAAAAUGCUGUUGCACUUGAUUCAAAGUGAUGGUGUGUUGGGUUUUGUCCCUCUGUUCUGGUCCAAAUAUUGGAUACAUAGUGGACUCCCUUGAACUUGAUUAAACCAUGUUUGACUCUAAGAUGAACACUUCUGUACAAAUUGUGCACAUUUUUAUUAAAAAAAUCACCAACCACAUUUGGACCUCUGUUUCAAAGGGUUUGCAGAUUUGGAAUUAGUCCUUUAGGUUUGCUGCUUAUGUUGAUCUUUGUGCAGGGGCAGUCCACUUAAAGUGAUGGUACAUCUGUAUUUUUCUUGAAAUAUUACUACAUUUCUUACUAGCAAAAUAAUUGAAUUCUGCGUGGAACAGCAAUUUGAAAAAAAAUAAAUUACAUAUUUAUUUUAUGGAAGAUGCUGCAAGUGAAACUUAGCUUAUUUUGUUCAGCCUUGAGUUAAAUGGUUUACUGAUACCAGUUUAUAUCCCACUGAGAAGGGAAGUGGUGUAAAUGUGUAUGCAUGUAUGUGUGGUUGGCUUGUGCGGGCGAUUUAAAAAGCCUGGAUAGCUUUAAGUUUCAUGAAUGUUAACCAGAUUUGUUUAGUUUGCUGUUUAGCGUUAUAGUUAAACCUGAGUCACCUAGAGGACUCCACAAGAAACUAAAUAAACGAAGACAAAACAGAGAGUCUUCUGCAUGGCCAAGUGGCUUCAGUCAGAGGAUGAAAUUUGUAAAGUUGACAUAACACACAGUAGUCUUCCUGGGCUUUUUUGUUUUCCCCCAGAGUUUUAGGUCAGUCUUUCAUUUUUAUGUAUGAAAAAUAAAUGUGUUGAAAAUUU
Molecule: messenger RNA, 5129 nt
Organism: Apus apus (common swift)
Lineage: Eukaryota; Metazoa; Chordata; Aves; Apodiformes; Apodidae
Gene: PTPN2
Product: protein tyrosine phosphatase non-receptor type 2
Exons: 9
Coding region: 99-1382 (427 amino acids)
Biological process (GO): protein dephosphorylation
Molecular function (GO): protein tyrosine phosphatase activity
Source: RefSeq, a predicted model, not a curated record